Trichechus manatus latirostris (Florida manatee) is the source of this 1476-nucleotide messenger RNA. It is a transcript of the gene SPEM2, whose product is annotated as SPEM family member 2. NCBI's taxonomy places the organism in Eukaryota, Metazoa, Chordata, Mammalia, Sirenia, Trichechidae. The record is from RefSeq and is a predicted model, not a curated record. Bases 1 to 1476 code for a protein of 491 amino acids. The transcript has 3 exons.
AUGGAAAACCAGCUCUGGUAUGACACCCUGGGGUGCUGCAAUCAAUACCAAGAAAGUCCUCAGGACGCUGAGGACUUCCUGCUUCUGCUGCUGGGUCUCAUCAUUCUUGUCAACAUUGGGAUCAACAUGGCAAUUGUGAUGUGGCAUAGGCUCCAGAAUGCCUUAGACAAGAUGAUCUGUUGGAUUAAUCAGAAAAAUGACACCUUCCAGUCUUGUCAAAACUCCCCCAAAGAUCCAUGUCAGGCCCCAGCCAGGGACAUUCACAUUCACUGCACCCUGGACCCUGUGGACGUGAAAAUGGCCCGGCCCACAAGCUGUUCCUCUUCUCCAUACCAUCUCCGCAACCGCAGCCCUCGCAGCCACCGCCGCCGCCAUCGCCCCUGCAGCCACCAGCAGAGACCAAAGAACCACAGACAAUUCCGCCACGGCUGCCCAGUCUUCUGUGGCCUACGCGGCAGCCACAAGAUGUCACCCCUGCGGCCAGUGCCUUCCUUGGAUCCGGAGGACCAGGACUCCUGCCUGGAGGAUGAGGAUGACCUGUCCUUCCCACAUCCCAAGUACCCACGCGGGGGCUGGGGAGGACUCUAUCCGAGGUUGGGCCUGCCCUCCAACCUGGGGCUGUGGGGCCACCAAGGCGGCAUCCUGGCCAGCCUGCCACCACCCUCUCUCUACAUGUCCCCUGAACUUCGCCGCAUGCCCAAGCGUGUAGAGGCCAAGUCUGAGCUGAGGAUGCGGUCCUACGGGCCCCGUUGCUCACAAUCCCACAUUUGGGGCAAUGUGGAGGCUGAACACUGGACCUCGUCUCUACAACCUCCCCGCCGGCUGCCCCCUAACCCCUCCUGGGUCCCUGGGGGGCACAGCCCUCACCCCUCGAGGGGCCACCUGCUGUAUGACUCCUGGGAGCAGCGGCGGUGUGGUCUAGAGGGCUCUGAGCCCCCACCUGCCCUGGUGCCCCGUAGCCCCACCCGGCCCGAGGCCCAGGGCUACCGGGAUCACUACUCCCCACAGUCCCACCGACAGGGCCUCCCUAGCCACCCUUACAGCCAGCCCAACCGCAGCCCCCACCCAUCUGCAGGACACUUGACUUAUAACUCACGGGAUCCCCAUGAGGUUCGGCGCCGGGCGGCUGAAUGGGCUGAGGCUCUGCCCGCUCGGCAUUUUCUGACCACCUCCAACUCCCUCACUGUGUUGGGCGAGGCCUCAUGCCAGCCUGGCCCAGCUCCUGGCUCAGCGUCACUCCACCGCUCUUCCCAGCCCCUGCCUGUGGUCCAGGCUGCUGAGCCCACCCCGCCCCCGACCACCUUCAUCCCACUUAGCCGGAACCCGGGGGGCAAUGCCAGCUACCAGGUGUACGACAGCCUGGAGCUGAAGAGGCAAGUGCAGGAGAACCGAGUGCGGGCCACCUCAUUGCCACCACCUUCCACCUUAGCCUCAAGGCCCUUUCUGCACAGGAGCCGGGCUGGGAAACUUAGCUGA